Molecule: messenger RNA, 1468 nt
Organism: Betta splendens (Siamese fighting fish)
Lineage: Eukaryota; Metazoa; Chordata; Actinopteri; Anabantiformes; Osphronemidae
Gene: tspan34b
Product: tetraspanin 34b
Exons: 9
Coding region: 351-1205 (284 amino acids)
Cellular component (GO): membrane
Source: RefSeq, a predicted model, not a curated record
CUUUCAUAGCCACAAACCACCAGACUGAAUAUUUGCACCAGCGCUCCGUCAGGUUUCCAGCCAGCUUCAUGUCCUGGGGGGUAGGACACCAGAACCUCACAUCUGGAUCCCAGCAGACUGGACCACGAGCAGCUCCGCGAACAGGCUGAGUGAACCAGAGAACCAGGAAAUGCAUUCAGGCAUGUAAACUCAUCUUCGCUCCCCUAGGGGAACGACUAGACCCAGAACAGUGACAAGCUGCAACUUCCCCUCAGAAUCCACCCUGGUCCACUCCUGCUUGGCUCAGAACCUUCAUACAGGUUUCAGAGUUGUCCUGUCUGUUUUCGCCAAAGGGUUGGGAUGAACCGGGGAUGGUUCCGUCAUGUGGACUUAUAUCGGGACCGGUUCAGUCCAGCAGGUGGAACCUGAUCCCGGACCUCGGCUCACCUGGAUUCUAUCUGCGACAGGGUCAGCGAUCAGCAGAAAUGGGCUGUUUUGGAUUCCUCAAAACCAUGAUGUUCCUGUUCAACGGCAUCAUCUUUCUGGCCGGCGCCGCCAUCCUGGGUGUGGGCAUCUGGGUCAAGGUGGACAGCGGUUCCGUCCUCGGCUUCCUGGGCAACAUCCCCAACGCUCCGGCCGAGCUGAGCCAGGUCCUGAACGUGGGCUACCUGCUGAUCGCCAUCGGGGUGCUGCUGGUGGUCAUCGGCUUCCUGGGCUGCUGCGGUGCCAUCAGAGAGAGCCCCUGCAUGCUGCUGCUGUUCUUCGUCAUAGUGCUGCUGGUGUUCGUGGCGGAGGUGGCGGGAGCCAUCGUGAUUCUGGUCUUCAGGCCCGUGGCAGAUGAGCUCUUCGCUAAGAUCGGCACAGCGGCGGUUCAGAGCAUCCGGAGCGACUACGGGUCGAACGUGGACGUGACGGGCCUGUGGAACAGCACCAUGAGCACGCUCCAGUGCUGUGGAUUCUACAACGCCUCCGACUUCAAGGGCUCUCCGUACUACAACUACAGCCAACAGUUCCCACCGCCGUGCUGUCCGGGCUUCACCAGGCCGUGUAACGCAACGGCGUCCGCUACCAGCACGGUCCUGGGCUGCUUCCCGAAGAUCAGGCAGCUGAUCGACAGCAACACGGUGGGCAUCGUGGCUGCAGCUCUGGGGAUCGCAGCUCUGGAGAUAUGCGCCAUGGCCGUGUCCAUGAUCCUCUACUGCAGAAUAAAGUCCACCAAGAGCUAACGGAGGCGGGAGCUGUACCGACGAGGCCUCGUGUGCAGUCACAGCAGCGGCUUUUUAUUAGAUGCUUUAGUGUCACUCCUGCAUUCUGGUGAUAUGCCGUUACCCACGAUGCAGUGCCAAAACAGAAGUGUAAAAUGUAGGACUCGCAGUGAGCUGAAUGUGACGUUAGAGGCUGAAUCCGCCGAGCGGCGACCUGUAACACGCGCAGUCACGUGACGUGUGACGCGGGAGACCCGUUUUCAAUAAAAGUCCCAGUGUUUGUG